Molecule: messenger RNA, 2132 nt
Organism: Malaya genurostris
Lineage: Eukaryota; Metazoa; Arthropoda; Insecta; Diptera; Culicidae
Exons: 1
Coding region: 93-1574 (493 amino acids)
Source: RefSeq, a predicted model, not a curated record
UAAACAUUCCAGUUUCGCAACACAGUAGACCGCGUAGAAGUGUUUCUAACAGCAAUCACCUAGACAACAGCCUUGGGGGGAUUGAAGUUGGGAUGUCACAACCGCAUAUGGCUGCUGACUGGCAUGCUGAUUAUUCUGAUAAUUUAGUUUUGCAUGACAUUAGCGUAAAAUCUAGUACUAGUGCUGACGGUGAUGGUAUUAAUGAUAAUGGUGUUAGUUCAUCCUUCAUCACCACCACCGCCACCUACGACGACGCCACCGGCGACGACUUGGGUGGUGACGGAACAACUUCAUUAUUCCACGCCUACUCUACCUCUGCACAGGGUGUUGGUCCUAUUGUUUCCAAUGUUUUGUUUAUCUCUACUACCACAACUGCUUCACCUACAUAUUCAUCUUCCGCUCUAUUGCACUCACAAUCACUACCUAUGUCUUCUACUUCCGGUAUGCUCGAAUUAAACGAGCAACCAGCAUACCACAAUGACGACAACCCCGAUAAUAAUGACGUUGAUGAUGAGGACGAAUACGAACAAAACUUUCAAUCAACGAUGAGCACCAGCUCAUCCGAUUAUGAUUCUCAGUCGGAUGAGCACGAUGAUGCUGAUGAUGGAAUUUUUACCGCUAACGAUAAUGACACAACAUAUGUUACAACUACUAGCAAAGAUCCUGAUUUAAUCACAAAUAAUUCAUUUGAUGUGGAGUUAAGUACGGUUGACUCGGAUGCGUUUUCUACUGAUAAUAUCCUGCCAGACGACGAUACGAAGCUUAGGUUCGUCGAGGAGGAGAGACUGCCAAAUGAUGAUCCAUUGGCACACUAUGAACAUCUCGUCGGUGCCGCGAUGGACGAUGUUGUUGAUGUUGAGCUCAUUAGUCUUGAGGAUGGUCCAAUUAGUGGCGAGGAGAUGCGAAAAACAAGAAAUAAAUUGUACUAUAAGAACGUUCAGGAAAAACAGAGCCAUGAUAGGGAGCAUGUGGAAAUUCAUACAUUGCCAUCACCUGUGGAAAAGAAAAGUCAAAUAGUUUCUGUUCCCGUAACACCUCAGGCUCCGAUUUAUCUGGUUCACGAAGCUGCCGGAACGAGUGAAGGACAAACAGAAGGACCAACUUUACCACGUCUGUUGGUCAACAUAUCCAUAGCGACCGACAAUGGGACGGGGACAGUCCAGCAUUCGGUUUAUGUCCUGCAGGUAUCGAUACCGACUCCAUCCGAGUAUAUUCCUAAAGCGAAACAAUCGGAAUUCGAACAAGAGUCUGACGAUUCGAACCGGUCUUGUCCUCUUGAACCACCACCGGCUCCACCCUGUCCAAUAAAAUGUCCCAAUUCUUCACUUUUCGAAAAAUACCAGAUAAUGAAUGUAAUCGAUGAAAGCGAGUCCGUUGAGGAAGCUGAAGAUAACUUAGAAGAGCAGGAUUUGGGCACGAAUGAGUUCAAUACCACGAUCUUGCCCACCGAGAAAAAAUCAACGGGAACGACUGACGUCACUGAAGAGGUCACAGAUAGUACGAUUCCACCAAUGUGGGAAUGCCCUAAGAUUAUUCCCGCACCGAUUCUAAUCCUAGAAGGUGAGCUAAUGUAAGUUUAAAAUCAUCUCCAACGACGUGUAAAUAGCGGCAAACAUAUGAAAGAGACAGCAGCGACGCUGAAUCAAACAUCCGAAGGGAUCAUCCGACGAGCUAACAUUAAAUCGACAUUCCAUACCUUGCUAACACGUUCAUACAUUCUUGACUCUUUACUAUCCGGGAAAACUCAUCCUCUGCGUGAAGAAAAAUGCUUUGCAUGCUUCACUCGCCUCACUUUUGUUUUAACUUUCGUUUUAACUUUCGUGUAAGCGUAGAGAUUAAUUAAUAUUCACGAAGCGUUCAUCUACUUGUAAGACAUUAAAGCAAGCCACCAGUAUUCCUGUUGUGUACUAACUUUUCUGUUCUUUUUUUCUUUUCUUCUUCUUUCCACUCCUGCUAACCAAAAACCAAAACUGCUGUACCUGUGGUACCCAACCAAACAAAAAAAAACGGGGCCUACCGUUCUGCAUCUUUGUGUGUGUGUGUGUGUGUGUGUGUGUGUGUGUGUGUGUGUGUGUGUGUGUGUGUGUGUGUGUUUUGCGUUCCCUGUGUCCUAUCCCUCGCGCCAAACCAAA